CCUUACGUCGCGGGAGGGGGGCAUGGGGGUCCGAACAACGGGACUCGUUACUGUUUGGACAGCUCGAAUUGUUGGUGCUCAUUUAACGACUGGUGUCUGACGUACGUUGGAUCACGACCAAGCGAGCGUCCUUCGUCGUCGCGGCGUCGCGACGAUUCGUUUAUCUCCGUUUCGCGCAAAAUGACCGUCCAGUGUUCUGUAGUUUGUUUUCCGAGUGUAGAUUAAGCCUACCUGAAGAGAGGCAGCGUCGCAAUAUAUAAUGGAUAACGUGACAGGGAUAAUAUACGCAAUAUGUCGAGGAUUUGUGGACAGCUUAAAAGGUGCUGUAGUCCUCUUUUAUAUGGACAAACAGAUAAACGAGAAGUUAGUUAGAAAAUCUCCCACAAGAUUGGAAAUCAGGAGAAGAGACAUGAACAGUCCAGCUAAGCACAAUAAACUGCAAAAAGAAUCCACAGUGCUGAGGAGAGCCAUGCAGUGUUGUGCAUUAAACGGUGGUGUAUUUUGGGCUAGCAUAUUAAUAUUUGAAUGUGGACUGCUGCCACUUCUCGAGUACUUACUAAGUGUUAUAUUCGACCAUUCACCUGGGAUGGGUCUCAUUGUGUGGUCGUGGAUCCAGCCAUUUUUAUCACUUACAUUUAGCACAAUAUGGAUACUACCAUUGUUCUUGCUCAGCAAGAUAGUUAACAGUUUGUGGUUUCAGGACAUAGCAGAUAGAGCGUACAGAUACAGACAAGGGAGACCGUUACUUCUGUCCAGUGUGAGCAAACUGAUAGCUGACACGCUUUUUAGCAUAUUGGUCCAAGCAUUGUUUCUGGGACAAGGAAUGCUUGUGUCCAAGGUGCCACUGAAGCCAUUAGGUGACAUUCUUGCCCUUGUCCACAUGUGCCUUUUAUAUGCUCUCUACGCCUUUGAGUAUAAGUGGUUCAAUAUGGGCUGGGAGUUGCACAGACGAUUGACAUUUAUUGAAGGCAAUUGGCCAUACUUUUUAGGCUUCGGUAUGCCAUUAGCGGUACUUACACAACUGCCCAAUUCAUAUGUUGUAAGUGGCUGUGUUUUUUCUAUUUUGUUUCCACUGUUCAUUUUAAGUGGAAACGAAGCGGAGCCUGUAACGGGAGUAUGUGAUUGUCAGCUGAAAUUAUUUUCGCCAGUAAUCGCAAUUGCAAACACAUUAUUUAAUAAGACUAUUGGACGGGCCAAUAGACGGUGACGUUGAAAACGAUGCGCAAAGUCAUGCCUAAUUUAUGCCGUUUGCAUGUUAGGGAUAUACAAUUUAUUAUAAAGGGAUGCUCAUAAAACAAUAAUUACAUAAGGUAAUAUAUCGGAUAAGGUGUUUAAAUAAUUGCGGAAAAAACGAUAUUACUUUUAUUAUAUUAGGUCAUUAAAUAUGAAACUUUAUAAAUAUAUAUAUACACACACACA
Pseudomyrmex gracilis is the source of this 1419-nucleotide messenger RNA. RefSeq names its product etoposide-induced protein 2.4 homolog (gene tank). The record is from RefSeq and is a predicted model, not a curated record. Gene Ontology annotation, cellular component: endoplasmic reticulum. NCBI's taxonomy places the organism in Eukaryota, Metazoa, Arthropoda, Insecta, Hymenoptera, Formicidae. Gene Ontology annotation, biological process: macroautophagy. The coding region runs from base 260 to 1207 and encodes 315 amino acids. The transcript has 6 exons.